CCAGUCUGUGAUAGGCUACUUCUUACACCACUACAAGGGAAAACUACAUGGAGGAGUGGCGUAGUUCAGCCGUUCCUGAGCGCAAGAUGAAGAAGCAGAACGUUCGGACCCUGUCUUUGAUCCUGUGCAUGUUCUCUUACCUGCUCGUGGGGGCUGCGGUGUUCGACGCGCUGGAGUCCGAGUCGGAGAGCUCCAGGAAGCGUAUCCUGGAACAAAAACGCAGCGAAAUGAAGAGGAAGUAUCGCUUUUCCGAAGAUGACUACCGGGAGAUCGAACGAGUGGUUCUGCAGGCUGAGCCUCACCGCGCCGGCAGACAGUGGAAAUUUGCUGGAUCCUUUUAUUUUGCUAUAACCGUGAUCACAACCAUAGGUUACGGCCACGCGGCCCCAGGCACUGAUGCGGGGAAGGUCUUCUGCAUGUUCUACGCCGUGCUGGGUAUCCCUCUCACCCUUGUGAUGUUCCAGAGCCUGGGCGAGCGCAUGAACACCUUUGUGCGCUACCUGCUGAGCCGGCUCAAGCGGUGCCUAGGCAUGCGCCGGACCGAGGUCUCCAUGGAGAACAUGGUGUUCGUGGGCUUCCUGUCGUGCCUGGGAACACUGUGUUUCGGCGCAGCCGCCUUCUCCUACUUCGAGGGCUGGACCUUUUUCCACGCCUACUACUACUGCUUCAUCACGCUGACCACCAUUGGCUUCGGCGACUUCGUGGCGCUGCAGAAGAAGGGCGACCUGCAGGAGAAGACGCCCUACGUGGCCUUCAGCUUCAUGUACAUCCUGGUGGGGCUGACUGUCAUCGGGGCCUUCCUCAACCUGGUGGUGCUGCGCUUCCUCACCAUGAACACCGAGGACGAGCGCCGCGACGCCAGGGAGCGCGCCUCCCUCAAGAGGGGCCACCAGGGGGACAUGUGUCCCCCCGCAGGGAGUGGAGGCGGCGGUGGUGACGGUGACGGUCGGGAUGGACACGCUGCCCGCAGCCACAGCACCCUGUUCCUGCCCAUGGAGGAGGGCACCAGCCGAAUCAACCUCAUCCCCUCUCCGGCCGAGGAGCAGAACGACACCGAGCAUGUCCAGCGCCUCCACCUGUACCACCACCACCACCAUCACACGCCAUCGCGGCCGCCCCCGCUGGCCCUCCCGAGGGCCCGGAGCCGCUCGGGCCAGGGCUCCCUCUGCUCCUGCCUGUGCUACAAGCUGGGGAUAUGCGACAGCCCCCUGCCCUCACCACACGAGCACACAGGGGGACACAUCAACUCUGUCUAUUACAACUCCAUCUCCUACAGGAUCCAGAGUGGGACCCCCAGCCCCAGGGACAACACGGGGCUCUCUUCCCCAGGUAGUACUCUCUCCCCGGUCCACAGCUUCAGGGAGUACCCCCGCUCACGCAGGAAGUCCGUAUAGCUCACUGCAUUAGUGUUGUUUAUGUGUAUGUGUACAUACUGUAUAUUUUACAUACUGCACUGUACAUAUCACUAUAUUUUUAAUAUGUAGCAACAGAAACGGAUGGAAAUCUAUGUACAGCUGAACACAAACAGCCAAAUACUUUGCAUCAAGCUGUAUUCAGAAUAUUUGACAGUAUUUCUUUUCUUCCAAAAGCCAAAUGUAUUCUUCCUUGCAUACAUGAAAAUAUGCAUUUAUGCUUUACUCUUUACUCUCAAAUAGAUGUCAUGGACACAAAAUACCCUUUAUUUUACACAAGUUAAAUGCGGUCCUGGGUGAACAUGGGUAUUGUAUAUCAAUCUACAUGCCUUUCAAUUUUGAAAUAACAAUAUAAGCAAAUGGUAGCAAUGGCAGUACCAUAUGCUAAUCGACAGCACCCUGCUGCAAUAGAGAGAUCAAACUCUAGUAUUACAACCAAAAGAAUAGCUUCUUCCAUAGUGUUUCUAUCUCCUUGGCACAAGCCCUAACAGGGGCUGACUGGGGAGAGUCUUCCUAUUUGGGCUAAAAAGAUGAGACAUACUGCAUCACCAUGCUGCACACUCCUGUCAGAAAUGUCCUUUCAUAUUUAUGAGAGGACUCUAUGAGAAUAUUGAAGUUAGGUCACUGGCAUUAAAUUAACCAUCCACUCUAAGCACUAAUUAAUAACUUAUCUUGUCUUCUAAUUUUUCAUUGGUUGUGAAGUCUGCCCUGUCUCAGCACUGCAUGUUACCGUGGUCUCUAGCACUGAUCAGCGGGUCAUAUGCAGACAUUCUCCCUCACUAUGUAUUAAUGUGCACUAUUCAUUAAUGUACUUUCAGAGAUUGGUUUGUGACUGACCAAAUGUUGCAUGUGCUUGAUGUUAGAUUCCACACAUGUGAGCACAUCUUACGUUACUUAACAUAUUCUCUGCAAAUAGAAAACCUGCCAAUCUUCAGAGCAGCCUUGCAGCUUGUAGCAGUUCGGAAACACAGAUGCCAUAGAUGUCAUGUGCUGUUUAAAUGAAACACCUCUUGUAACGAGAGGCUGAUCAUAUCGCAAAACUGUCCUCGGACGAAUUAAAAUAACAGCGGUCAGUAAACAUCCGGACAAGAAUAGAACGCUCUUGCUCAGCAGGGGAGAGAUGCUUGUGCCUGUGCUCUCCUCAGAUGAUGCUGGCACGCUAAACCAGCUGGCACUGGGCAUCCUGUGUGGCACUGUGUGGCACACCUGCCAUGUUAUCCGCACUAGCUGAGAAAUGUUAAUGAGAGAGGGGGCACUAACAACUCCCCGAGCUGCGCCAGUGACAUUGAAGAGCCACAGAAGGAGCCUCAACCUGUGUUUCGAGUGUGUGUGUGUGUGUGUGUGUGUGUGUGUGUGUGUGUGUGUGUGUGUGUGUGAGGGAGAGGUGUGUAGGACUGAGCAGACAACUUCAUAAUGAGAUGGCGUAGUGGAGGAGCACAAUACCCCCAAGUAUUGUGCCCCCAAGGGGAGUUAAAGGUUUGAUGUGUCGU
Messenger RNA from Alosa sapidissima (American shad), 2902 nucleotides. It is a transcript of the gene kcnk15, whose product is annotated as potassium channel, subfamily K, member 15. Gene Ontology annotation, molecular function: potassium ion leak channel activity. The transcript has 3 exons. Bases 48 to 1394 code for a protein of 448 amino acids. The record is from RefSeq and is a predicted model, not a curated record. NCBI's taxonomy places the organism in Eukaryota, Metazoa, Chordata, Actinopteri, Clupeiformes, Clupeidae. Gene Ontology annotation, biological process: stabilization of membrane potential; potassium ion transmembrane transport. Gene Ontology annotation, cellular component: membrane.